This is a messenger RNA of Melitaea cinxia (Glanville fritillary), 741 nucleotides long. RefSeq names its product probable salivary secreted peptide. Bases 64 to 405 code for a protein of 113 amino acids. The transcript has 2 exons. Lineage: Eukaryota; Metazoa; Arthropoda; Insecta; Lepidoptera; Nymphalidae. The record is from RefSeq and is a predicted model, not a curated record.
UGAUCGUCUUCUCGAUAUAAUGACACGACGUCUAUACUACUAUUCUGUGCGAAAAUAAACAAAAUGAGACAAGUGACUCCAUUGUUGUUAUUAGUAGCAUUACUCGUACAUUUAGUGAGUUCUAAGGACCUAGUUGUUGGCACGAGAGUCAAUAAUUUAUUGAUAUCGACUGAGAAAGUUGUUGUUAAAGGUUAUCCACUGAUAAGACGAGAUAAAGAUUACACGUAUACCGAUCCUAAGCAGAGGAGUAUAAAGGGUAUCAUCGCUCGUGAUCUUAAUCGGUCAGAGGCGGAAGUGACGGUCACCGAUGGCGGCUUGGGUUCAUCUCACGUCACAUUACACUUGAAGAGCCCGAGAGGGGAAGGUCUCAACUAUCUCAUACUUAUUUUCACUAAUAAUAGUUAAUUUAAUUAUAGUAAAUUAUUUUCAGGGAUAUUGGUGUUAAUUGUGACAUUACAAAUUAAAUUAAACUAAUGUUUUGUGACGUAUUACUUUUGAAUAACUGAAUUUUUUUCUCUGUAUGAGCCUAUGGAACAGAAUUUUGAUAAUCUAUUAAAUUCCAAAACUAAUUUACAAAAAACUACACUAAUCUUAAAAAUAGUUAAAUUCAGUCAACAGCAUAUUUCACAGUCACAGCAAGUAUUGACCUCACUGUUUUAUAAUUUACAAUUGUCUUACAAAUUGUUUCCUUGACCUUUACUAUGUAUAAAAUUGAAUCAAUAUAAUUUGAAAAGAAAAUAA